CUCUCGCGCACCCUCAGCGCACAUCGCUGCAGGCUUGUGAGUGACUUGACAGGUAGAGUUGUGUCUGGCGCUUUGCGAUUUGCAAAAUGGCCAGCAUGUCUUCAAACAGCUCUCUGGAUAUUUAUAUGCUUACAGAGGAGCACAUGAAGGUGGUUGGUUGUAUUGAUCUUGCAAUGAGCUUACUCAGUUUACUGGGAGCAGGUUCCAUUCUUGUGUAUGCAGGAAUAAAGAAAAAAAUCUGCAUACCAGAGGUGUACCCUAUCUUCCACUUGUCUCUGGCAGAUUGUCUGGCAUCUCUUUGUCUGCUGCUUGGAGCCACCAUGUAUCUGACACAUGAACACACAAUGGUUAUGUCCGCCUGCCAUUAUAUUGUUGGUGCUGCCGUGUGUUUUUAUAUAAUAACAUUUUUAUUGACUAUGACGUAUGCGGUUGAAGUUUAUAACAAGAUGAAGCGAGAGUUAAGUGCUAGGGAAAAUUCGACAGGAAGAAAAGCUAGAAAGAAAUGUAACGUACUGCAUCCUUUGUACAUAAUGUCUUGGGCUGUUCCCCUCUUGGUUGCCUUUGCAUUCAUGUUAGUGACAAGAAGAGAAGAGGAUGACUGGUAUUCUAUUUUACCUCCAGCCACAGGGUGUGAGGCGUGUCUGCCUCUGUUCCACUAUAAUGACGACCUUUGUAUGAGUCAGAAAACAGAUGUAGAAGGCUGGGAGAAAGCUAUGAAGUAUUUAUUUUUAGGUCCUCUUACACUUACCAUGCUGGUCAACUUUGUUAUCUAUGUCUUAAUUAUCAGAGCAUUCAGACAGAUUCAGAUGACAAGAGGUGUUUUGAGCUACCAGCAGCAUAAAGUGGAGAGACAGGUCAAGGUGAAGGCCAUGAGGUACCAGCUGGUCUUUUUCUUCUGUUGGAUACCGUCACUUGUCCUUGGUGUGUUUUCCAUCUCCAGCAAGUUCGACAUGAACCAAUAUUUCUGGCUGUAUGUGUUACAGGGUCUUACAGCACCCUUGCAGGGCUUCUUUAACUCCCUUGUAUAUGGCUGGAACAGAGACGGUUUUAAAAGGGCAAUCACCGAGCCAUUUUUAAAGCAUGCAGCACCUUCCACUUCUUACUCCUCUGUCAGUUUGUAAUGGUGAUCGCAGGCAUGUAAUCUCUAAGCUAUUAGGGUAUCGUGAUUAUUGUGGGCCAUGCUAUUAAGGUGUUCGCCUUCCGGUUGCAUAAUUUGAGAUUGUUUUCAGCGGGUUACUGGAUAUGAGAUCAGGUUUUGCAGACUUCGAGAACCCACCCAGUUUUGGGAGGGAAGAAUUUGAAUACCAGUCUUAUGUCUCUUCUACAGUGCACAAGUGUAAGGUAGAGGGUGAGGGCAUGCUGCGAGAUUCUGGAGUUAACAUUUUUUUAGUUUUUUUCUAUGUUAUCAGUGCCUUUUAGUCAUAUUAAAGGAAGGCAAUUGUUUGGGGUAACUGGUUUGCUUAUAUUUCUUACUUAUAUUCUCAUCUGGUUUGUAUAGAAUUUUAUACUUUAUAUUCCAUCUUUUCUUUAUUAUAAUUUACUGGAGUGAGAUUGUCAUAAAUUAGUUUAAUAUCAGUUCCUUAAGUUAAUCUCAAUGAAUGUUAAGCUAGAUGGCAUUCCAUCCUAAAAUGGAAAGCAUUUGCAAUCCAACCAUAUAAAGCUGAGUGCAAUAUAUUUGGGUACUUGGUUCUUCCAGUGUUAACCACUUAAUGAUAUUCAACUGAAAGGAAUAGAGAAAUCCAUUUUCUAAAAUGCACUGAUAGUAUUCAACUUUUGAUACAGAGAGAUCAUUUACAAUUUUUUCUCGAAAGUUCAUAUAUUUUUCAUUACACUUAACAUUUUAUACACAGAUUUGGUUAGUGUUUAGAUAUGUUUUUCCCUCAGCAAGAUGCUAAAUGUUUCUGGAUCUGUAUAAAAAAAGGCAGAAUUAUUGAUGAAUAUGGCAUUUGAAAAACAGAUUAACAAUCUAUAGAAGAUGCGCGCCUGUACUAUUUUUUUUUUUUUUUAUUUUCCUGUCAUAAUAUUUAUUAAAAAUUUUUUGCAAAGAUCUGUCCAUUGUUCGCCUAGUGACAUACAGAGAAUUCUCGAGAAUUACAUAAUUUAUGUUCAUGUAAAAAGUAGUGAAUUUCAUGUGCUGGAUACUGUAUGUACAUUGUAAGUACUCUGACAUGGCUUUUUUCUGGCCUUAUGACAUUCAAGUGAAAAGAUGCCAUUUUUAUCAUACAAAUAUAUAAAUAAUAAAUGCAUUUAAUAUUUGUAA
Molecule: messenger RNA, 2260 nt
Organism: Lingula anatina
Lineage: Eukaryota; Metazoa; Brachiopoda; Lingulata; Lingulida; Lingulidae
Product: transmembrane protein 116-like
Biological process (GO): adenylate cyclase-activating G protein-coupled receptor signaling pathway; cell surface receptor signaling pathway
Cellular component (GO): plasma membrane
Molecular function (GO): G protein-coupled receptor activity
Source: RefSeq, a predicted model, not a curated record